Molecule: messenger RNA, 958 nt
Organism: Geodia barretti
Lineage: Eukaryota; Metazoa; Porifera; Demospongiae; Tetractinellida; Geodiidae
Source: the annotation of a GenBank genome assembly
AUGCGCACGAGGUAUGGGCGAGGUUUGGGGAGUCGGAUAACUCUCCCAACUUCUCCCCGGCCCUGUCAUGGCCCAGACUCAUAGUCAGUCUCGGGAGUCCUCUAGCUCCGUAGUACUAGUUACGGGGUUCGGUCCCUUCCACCAUCAUACUGUUAACGCCAGCUGGGCUGCAGUGCAGGAACUACAGAGAAUAGGCGUUCGUGAUGCAGAUUCCGACGGCGUUACCCUGGCCAUAAGAGAGAUCCCAGUAGCCUACGAAACGGUACAGCAAACCAUCCCGAAGUUGCUGAAUGAAUUGACACCAAGACUGUGCGUUCAUGUAGGCGUUUCUCCGUACAACUCUGUGGUGUUAGAAAAAUAUGGCAAAAAUUCGGAGUAUUUGAUGAUUGACAUCCAUGGCAAGAGACCUAAGGGGCAAUGCUGUGUACCAGGUGGUCCAGAAUGUCUACAGACUAAAUUUAAUUUACAUAAAAUUGUGGAUAAGGUGUCUCGGAGACAAAGCGAUGUUGAGUUCGUUGUGUCUUCUGAUGCUGGCCGCUACCUCUGUGAUUUUAUAUACUACACAUCAUUGCAUGUGAACAGCACACCUGUUCUCUUUGUUCAUGUGACUGAGUUGGAGAAACCCUACUCUGUGCACCAGUUGGCAGAAGCACUGAAGAAUAUUAUAGAAGUGCUACUAGAGGAGAUGGGAAACUAUGCAGCUUGAAUGGAUCUUGUGUUGCCAAACUGACAUGAGAAAUUUUCAUGUUAUAGAACAGUUGCGAAAUAUGUAUAAACAUACAAAACAGUCACUGUUUAUGGCAAAAGAAGCGCAUCUUACAAUCAGACCCACAUGUCAUGAAUGCUGGAGAGGUAGGACUAUGAGCCAACCAAAGGAUUGUUGAUAUAUGACCUACAUAUUAGGAAGGAGAAAGAAAAAAUGUCAGGGGUGAGAGACAGGAUAGGGACAAGUAAAUUA